AUGCGCGGCGCAAUUCCGACGACGCUGCUCCCGCAGCUCCCGCGGGCGCAGUACACGCUCUCGCCGCUGUGUCCCGGCGACCUCCUUGGGUAUAUGUCGGUCCUGAAGGACAUGUACAUGCCCCCGAUCCAUGGAGGUUUCACGGCCGGCGAUGUCGAGCUCGAUGAGGAGGACAAGGACGCCGAUACGCAGCCUAACAACCGGAGACGAAGCCGCACGCUCUCUGGUGGCAGCGUCGACCUCGUCCCGCCGGGUCUCGGGCUGGAGAUGGACGGCCUCAGUCUGCAAGACACGAUCAAGGAACGUGCCGAGGACGAGUUCAGCGAUUACAGCGACCACUCCGACUACGAGCAGGAGGGAGAUGAGCCGUACAACGACCCGUUCGAGCGCGAGUGGGCCGAGAAGUGGCUGAACGGCGUCGUGCGCCGAGCGCAGACCUUCCUUGAGGAAGCCGAGGAGGACGCAGAGGUGGGCGAGUACGAGGCGAUUCUCCGCGAGGCGACCGCCGUCCUCGCCAUGAUGGCGGGUACGUCUGCCGCCGGCAGUCUGACUCGACACCUCGUCUUCCCGCUUGCGCCUGAGCUCGGCCCAGCACUCCGCGCCAUGCGUCCUGCCAUCAUGCCCGCCAACGCGGACCGAAGCCCCGAGACGGCCACCUUCCUUAACAAGCUGGCCACGAGUCCCUCAUCCCCGACGGUGGGCAUGUCCGCGCUUGCGCGGAGAAGGAGCUCGCACCACAGCCACGGCUCGAGCGUCGGAAGCGACGGCUGGAAGGGCGGCAAGCGGAAACCGGCCGCUCUGCCCGUACUUCUGCACGACGCGCCGAUGAGCGACCACAUCUCCGUCGGCGUGCAAACGUGGGGCAGUGCGAUCCUGCUCGGACGCGAGAUGUCCCUGCGUCCUGCCGACUUUGGCCUGUUUCCGCGUCCGGGGCAGACGUACCCUCAUGGAGGCGGUACGCGCGUCCUCGAGCUUGGCGCGGGUACUGGACUGCUCUCGAUUCUCUGCCGCAAGCUGCUCGACCUGCAUGCUGCCACGAACGCGCUCAACACCUCGUCAUCUGAGCCUCGGACACCGCAGACGGCCUCGACGCUCACGCCCACGACGGCCGAUGCCGGCCUCGUCGUCGCUACCGACUUCCACCCGGACGUCCUCGCCAACCUCCGUGUAUGUGUGGACCUGAACGCCCCGCCCCGCUUGCCGGGUCAGGAGGCUGGACCCGGCAUCGAGAUCGCCAAGUUGGACUGGACGACGUUCCCGGGCUACAUGGCGUCUGGCGGCAAGGAGGGAGAAGAGGAGCUUGCACCCUGGCUCGACACGCCGUUCGAUCUCGUGCUGGCUUCUGACUGCGUGUACGACCCGACGCACGCGCAGAUGCUUCGCGACGUUGCUGGCUGGGUCCUCCGUCUGCCCGAGGGCGAGGACCAGGGCGGCACGAUGCACAUUCUCUCGCCCAUCCGGCCGACCUUUACGCCUGAGCUAGAGAGUAUUGACGUCGCCUUCCCGACGAUUGAGAGCUAUACGCCGCUCGCUGAGAGGAGGGCUGCCGCGGAGCAGGGCGAGGUCACGGACAAGGAGAUGAGGGGAGAGGGACUGGGGCUCAAGCAGGGUCUCAAACUUGGUGUCCGCGGCGGCAAGAGGAGUGUCCGUGGACGCAAGGGAGAGGGACGAACGGACGAGGUCGCCGGAUACUGGUGGUGGGAGGUCGGAUGGGGCUAG
This is a messenger RNA of Trichosporon asahii var. asahii CBS 2479, 1719 nucleotides long. RefSeq lists its product as uncharacterized. Bases 1 to 1719 code for a protein of 572 amino acids. The record is from RefSeq and is a predicted model, not a curated record. The transcript has a single exon. NCBI's taxonomy places the organism in Eukaryota, Fungi, Basidiomycota, Tremellomycetes, Trichosporonales, Trichosporonaceae.